Acanthoscelides obtectus is the source of this 395-nucleotide messenger RNA. Lineage: Eukaryota; Metazoa; Arthropoda; Insecta; Coleoptera; Chrysomelidae. The record is from the annotation of a GenBank genome assembly.
AAUAAACUAAGAAACAAAUAUGUUACUUUUAAAAUACCUUCCGAUUGUACCUCUAAAAUAUUAUUCAAAAUAUAUUAAAAUGGACGAACACCCAAUUGUGUCAACAAAUCAUGACUCGGGGAAAUACCUGAGCUAUAAUAUAAUAUGUAAACCGCCGGGUGGUUUCUGUUGCAUUUCCUGCUGUUUAUAUGUAAUUGUACGGAUUGUUCCCUGUGCUAACUGUGCCUUAGAAUAACUAUUGUUUUUAGUUUGUGCUGUAAAAUUAUUAACGAAUAAUGAUUAAAAUUUUUCGACAUUGAACUUAUUUGCCAUAGGUAAGUACCUAUUUAUUUAUUAUAAAAUAUUUACUUUUCUAAUUAUUAUACUUGAUCAGGGAGGUUCUUCAGAGCUUACUC